This is a messenger RNA of Acaulospora colombiana, 654 nucleotides long. The record is from the annotation of a GenBank genome assembly. NCBI's taxonomy places the organism in Eukaryota, Fungi, Glomeromycota, Glomeromycetes, Diversisporales, Acaulosporaceae.
UCUCUUACUUACGUAUAUCUUUCCGGGGCUAUUCAAGGAUCAACUCUAAAGGUCGAAAAUCGAAUGGAAAAUCUACUUCGUCUUUCGUUUUUGAAAAUCAAUGGGAGGUGUGACUUUUCAUUUCUCAAGAUGUUCCCAAAUCUCGAAUCUUUGUUGAUCGGGGACUUCGCACAAAUCGAUGAUUGUACAUUUAGCAACAUUGGAGAAUCCACAAUUACCGAACUGGCAUUGGUUAGAACUCAAAACAUUACCGACAAAGGAUUGAUUAUUUUAUCUUCAAUGCCGUCCUUGGUGAAAUUCUCUAUCAAAGAUAGACUUCACGAUGUGACUCAGAGUGGAUGGUUGUCAUUUGCAAAGCGUAUAGAGGGAUGCCCCUCGUGGGUAGAAUUAUCGAUCGAUGAUGGUCGCCAAAUUAAUUCAAAAUUCUUCGAGAUAUUAGAUCGGGAACAUCCGAAGUUAGAGGCACUUAAUGUUAAGGGAUUGAACAUAAAUUUAAAUUCCGAGGAAAUAAUGCAAACCUUGAAAUUUAGAAAAUCUUCCGAGUAUUACAAAGACAAAACGCAAUUACACUGGCCGAUCAGAUACAAACUACCUUCUUAUGUUCAAAGAAAUGUUUUCAAGAAUGAUUACUACCACGCUUACACCAACAGUUAG